UCCAUAUCGCCAGUUGCAUUUGUCCUUCUCCACAGCACUCGACGGUGCUGACCUAGCUUGAGAGACCCAGAGAGAAAGUUCAAAGAGAAAGCUUUUGAUAGUGGUGGCAGUAAAAGGUUUUUAGGAUCUUUCAAUCUUUAACCGCGAUCCUCAGGUCCCUUGUUGGCUUUCUGCUGUGAAUCUUGAUCAUUUCAGGUUUAGGAGACAAGAAAGGACAUUCUGGGGAUGUCUACUCUCAGCAAAGAGCUUGUCUUCUUAAUCUUGCAGUAUUUGGAGGAGGAAGGUUUCAGAAAAGCUGCUCACAUACUUGAGCGCGAAAGUGGAUACUACUUUGACAUGAAAUAUUUUGAGGAAUUGGUGCUUGGUGGGGAAUGGGAUGAGGCUGAGAGUUAUUUUUCUGGUUUCACAAGUGCCAGUGACAAUAGGCACUCGACCAAGGUUUAUUUUGAAAUCAGGAAGCAGAAUUUUAUCGAGGCACUUGACAAUAAUGAUCGAGAACAGGCGUUAGGUAUACUCAUGAAGAGACUAAAAGUUUUUGCCCCAGAUCAUGAGGAGAUGUUCAAAGAAAUGACUCUGCUAUUAACAUUCAACGAUAUAAGGGAACAUGAUGCACUUUCUGGAUAUGGAGAUACGAAGUCUGCAAGAAUGAUGUUGAUGUGUGAACUCAAGAAAAUUAUUGAGGCAAAUCCUAUUUUCCAUGGCAAACUGAAGUUUCCUAGCAUCCAAAGUCAGAGGUUGCGUCGUCUCAUUAACCAAAGCUUGAAUUGGCAGCAUUUACGUUGUAAAGAUCCUCAUCCAAAUCCUGAUAUAAAAACCCUUUUGAUGGAUCAUGUUUGUCAACCACAACACAACUUUUCAUGUGCCCAAUCAACUGAGAACAAUUCAUUGCCUUCUCAAGCCACAUCACUUCCAGUUCCAACUUCUUCUGACGAUUGGAAUUCCAGUCCAUCUACCAUAACAAAAUCUGCUUUUCUUGGAGCUGUCUGUCAUGGUGCUCCAAAGAACGCAGCUACAGCUGUGGAGGUUCUCGAGGAUUCUGAUAAAAUGUCCACAGGAAGGCCCUCUGGCACCUUGGAUGAGGCGACUUCAAUUGUCACUAAUCCUGGUCGAAGUCACAACUCAGUGUCCAUACCAAAUGACUUGCCCAAGACUGUUGCAAGGACAUUGAACGAGGAAACAUCUCCAAUGAGCAUGGAUUUUCAUCCUGUUCAGCAGACCGUUCUGCUAGUUGGAACCUGUGCUGGAGAUGUAGGGCUGUGGAAUGUACAUUCUGGGGAAAAAUUGCUUUCAAGAAAUUUUAAGGUUUGGGAUAUUGAAGCAUGCUCAACGACAUUCAAGGCAGCUCUAUUAAAUGAUCCGCAAGUCUCUGUCAAUCGUAUCAUGUGGAUUCCUGAUGGUUCCUUAUUUGGGGUUGCAUAUUCGAAGCAUAUUGUGCAAUUAUUUUCUUAUCAUGGUGGAGAUGACACACGACAGCAAUUGGAGAUUGAUGCUCAUGUUGGCGGUGUUAAUGAUCUAGCCUUUGCUGCCCCUCACAGGCAACUUUUGGUCAUAACAUGUGGAGAUGACAAGAUGAUUAAGGUUUGGGAUGUGGUUACCGGUACCAAACAAUUUUCUUUUGAUGGUCAUGAUGCUCCUGUUUAUUCUGUCUAUCCUCAUAUCAAGCAAAAUAUUCAUGUUGUUUUUUCAACAUCCGUGGAUGGUAAAAUCAAGUUAUGGUUAUAUGAUGCUUUGGGAGCCAGAGUUGAUCAUGAUGCACCUGGUCUUGGUUGCACAAAAAUGGCUUAUAGUGCUGAUGGUAAAAGGCUUUUUUCCUGUGGUACCAGUAAAGAUGGACAGUCAUUUCUUAUAGAAUGGAACGAAAAUGAAGGUACUGCAGAAAGAGUUUACCAAGGACUUGUUAAAUGUCUUUCAUCUGUUGUGCAAUUCACCACAAUCAAGAACCAAUUUUUGGCUGCUGCUGACAAUCACGUGAUUAAAUUUUGGGAUAUGGACAAUGAGGAGCUUUUUACAACUAUUGAUGCAGAUGGAGGCCUACCAGCAAACCCACAUAUAUGCUUCAACAAGGAGGGCACAUUAUUGGCUGUUUCUGCAAAUGAAAACAGAAUCAAGAUCUUGGCAACGGAUUAUGGUCUUCAGUUGUUGCAAACAUCUGAAAAUUGUUCUGGAGGUGCCUCUCAGGUUCUCUCUGAAAAAUUGAGGAAGCUUGUUAUUAAUCCAAUUACAGUUGGUGGUAGUGCUGGAGUUGCUGAGGGAGGUCUUCCCAUGGAUGGGGAUGCAAAAAACUUGAACGACGUGGAAUCUAAAUCUACUGGAGAAGUCAUUAACAAAUCAAAGGUUUGGAAGCUUCUUGAAAUUAACAGUUAUUCUCAGUGCCAGUACUUGCGACUCCCUAAGCAUGUGAAGACAAAAAAAAUCUCAAGACUGAUCUACACACAUUCAGGUAAUGCCAUUUUGGCUUUGUCAUCAAACGCCAUUCAUGUGCUUUGGAAAUGGCCACAAAAUCACCUUAAUUCAAGUGGCAAGGCAACAACCAAAGUUCCCCCUCUAUUGUGGCAACCAAAGAGCGGCUUACAACUCAUGAGCAAUGACCUUACGGGCCCCAACACAGAAGAGGCUGUGCCCUGUUUUGCUUUGUCCAAGAAUGGUUCAUAUCUCAUGUCAGCAUCAGGAGGGAUGAUUUCCCUGUUCAACACAAUAACAUUUAAGACCAUGAUGACUAUCAUGCCUCCACCACCUGCAGCAACAUGUCUUGCUUUCCACCCUCAAGAUAACAAUAUAGUUGCUAUUGGCAUGGACAAUUCCAUAGUUUUGAUUUACAAUGUCCGCUUGCAUGAGGUCAAAGGCAAGCUUGAGGGUCACUCUAAAAGAGUAACUGGCCUUGCCUUCUCUAAUGCUCUGAAUGUACUUGUUUCUUCUGAUGCAGAUGCUCAGCUUUUUGUCUGGAACUCUGUUUCAUGGGAAAAACGUAAAAGCAGAUUAUUUCAGAUGGCUGGUGGAAAGUUACCAACAUCACCAUCAGACACCCAUGUCCAGUUCCACCAGGACCAGAACCACUUCCUUGCUGUACACAAGACUCAUCUUGGAAUAUAUGAAGCAAGAGAAUUAACUUGUGUUAAACAGUGGGUUUCCGGAGAAUUUUCUGCACCCAUCUCCGACGCAACUUUCUCAUGUGAUAACUGGAUGGUGUAUGCCAGCUUUGUGGAUGGAAGUGUGGCCAUUUUUGAUGCUCUGAAUCUCGAACUGCAUUGUCGGAUUAAUCCUACUGCUUACCUUCCUUGCAAUGCAAGUUCCAAUGUCUACCCGCAUGCUAUUGCUGCACAUCCACACAAACCAACCCAGUUUGCUGUGGGUCUUACUGAUGGUGAGGUUUAUGUCUUUGAACCUCAGGAGAUUGGAGGUAAGUGGGGCAUGCUGCCAUUGGUUGAUAGUGGAUCAACCACCAGCAUGCCUGUGGAAUCUGAGAGUUGAGAAACCCCAUCCUUGACUAAAGAAGCAAAAAUUUGGCUUGAGUUCAUAAAUAGAUAUAUAUAGUUAUAUAGGUACUAUUUUGCUGAGAAAGUUCAUAGACAAGCAAAUAUUCUCAUUUGUUCUCUUUUCUUUCUGCUCGUUUGUAUUCCUUCCCCCUCCCCUGUAUUGCUGAAUGCCUGUGUUGAGAAAUAGUCCUAAACACACUGGUCAUGAUCCCCAAAUAAUAUAUUCUGAGACCUCCUGAACAUUUAUAGCUUUACAUAUUAACUUUAAUAAAUGUCCCUCUCUUAUAGUUCCUCUCUUUAA
Molecule: messenger RNA, 3774 nt
Organism: Corylus avellana
Lineage: Eukaryota; Viridiplantae; Streptophyta; Magnoliopsida; Fagales; Betulaceae
Source: RefSeq, a predicted model, not a curated record